Dufourea novaeangliae is the source of this 1027-nucleotide messenger RNA. RefSeq names its product methionine aminopeptidase 1D, mitochondrial. The transcript has 6 exons. Gene Ontology annotation, molecular function: metalloaminopeptidase activity. Gene Ontology annotation, biological process: proteolysis. The record is from RefSeq and is a predicted model, not a curated record. The coding region runs from base 39 to 959 and encodes 306 amino acids. Lineage: Eukaryota; Metazoa; Arthropoda; Insecta; Hymenoptera; Halictidae.
CAUAUAAACAUACACAUUGUUCACACUGUCCUUUGAAAAUGUUUAUCAGAAAUUUGUUUAAAAAACUAUCAAAUGUUCAGGCACCCAAACGUGUGAAUAAUACGUUUGGGAAUUAUGAAAUUGUUGAACCAUGGACAGUUUCUCCAAUGAGAAAAGUACCGGGAUAUAUUCCUAAACCAUCUUACAGUCAGUCAUCCGUACCCAGACAAAGUCCAGAAAAGGUAGAAAUUAAGGACAAAAAUCAAAUAAAAUGUAUGAGAGAUAGUUGUUAUUUUGCUAGAAAAGUAUUGACUCGAAUCAAAGAAUAUGUAAAGCCUGGUGUAACCACUGAUGAAUUAGAUGUAAUAGCUCAUGAAAUGAUCAUAAGCAAUGGAGCUUAUCCUAGCCCACUUAAUUAUCGUAGAUUUCCAAAAUCAAUAUGUACUAGCAUCAACAACGUUGCAUGCCAUGGUAUUCCUGAUAGUAGACCAUUGCAAAAUGGAGACAUACUCAAUAUUGAUGUAACAGUAUUCCUGAAUGGAUAUCAUGGAGACUGUUCGCAAAUGUUUGAAGUAGGAGAAUGUGAUAAGGAAGCUAAACGAUUAAUAAGCAUCACAGAAGUGUGCUUAAAUGAAGCCAUUAACAUUUGUAAACCAAACGAGAAUUUUUGUCAUAUUGGUAGUGUUAUUGAAGACAUUGCAAAUAAAAAUGGAUAUCAUAUACUACCAGCUUUUGCAGGCCAUGGUAUUGGUACUUAUUUCCAUGGACCACCAGAUAUUUUACAUUUUGCAAAUUCCGAUCCUGGGAAAAUGCUGACGGGAAUGACAUUUACUAUUGAACCAAUUUUAACUCCAGGUAGUUGGGAAGUUGAAAUUUUAGAAGAUGGAUGGACAGCUGUUACUGUUGACAAUUCUCGUACUUCUCAAUCGGAACACACCAUUUUAAUUACUGAUAGUGGCUGUGAAGUGUUAACUUGUUAACCUUAUGAAGGUAUUUCCUGCACACGCAUCUUUAAGUCCUUGUACAAAACUACCAUUUCUAUUUAUAA